CUUCUGUUUCCGGUAUGCGACAGUGCGCCAGGCAGCGGCUCUUACUGAUAGACACUGGAAUUCAUGGACGUGUUUUAUUCGUUAAAAAUAUAUACCUGAUCUUGCAUCUGAAUUAAUUAGUAAUCACAGGGACCAGGACGGAGGGUAGUUGUUCAUAAUGUCGGCCAGUGCGGUGUAUGUACUGGAUCUGAAAGGGAAGGUCCUGAUCUGUCGCAAUUACCGUGGUGAUGUGGACAUGUCAGAGAUCGAGCACUUCAUGCCCAUUCUAAUGGACAAGGAGGAAGAGGGAACGCUUUCUCCUAUUCUGGCACAUGGAGGGGUCCGGUUCAUGUGGAUCAAACACAACAAUCUGUACCUUGUUGCUACCUCCAAGAAGAACGCGUGUGUGUCCUUGGUGUUUUCCUUUCUCUACAAGAUUGUCACGGUGUUCUCCGAGUAUUUCAAGGAGCUGGAGGAAGAGAGCAUUCGGGAUAAUUUUGUUAUCGUCUACGAGCUGAUGGACGAGUUGAUGGAUUUUGGAUACCCUCAGACGACCGAUAGUAAAAUCCUUCAGGAGUACAUCACCCAGGAGGGACACAAACUGGACACAGGGGCCCCCCGUCCUCCAGCCACUGUCACCAACGCCGUCUCCUGGAGAUCGGAGGGCAUCAAAUACAGGAAAAACGAGGUGUUCCUGGACGUGAUCGAAUCUGUUAAUCUCCUGGUCAGUGCCAAUGGGAAUGUUCUGCGCAGUGAGAUCGUGGGCUCUAUCAAAAUGCGAGUGUUCCUCUCAGGAAUGCCUGAGCUCAGGCUCGGACUCAACGACAAAGUCCUGUUCGACAAUACUGGCCGAGGAAAGAGCAAGUCUGUGGAGCUGGAAGAUGUGAAGUUCCACCAGUGUGUGCGUCUGUCUCGCUUUGAGAACGACCGCACCAUCUCAUUCAUUCCACCAGAUGGCGAGUUUGAGCUCAUGUCUUACCGUCUCAACACUCAUGUGAAGCCGUUGAUCUGGAUUGAAUCGGUGAUUGAGAAGCACUCGCACAGCCGCAUCGAGUACAUGAUCAAGGCUAAAAGUCAAUUUAAACGCAGAUCCACAGCCAACAAUGUUGAAAUCCACAUUCCCGUCCCAACCGACGCUGACUCGCCCAAGUUUAAAACCACAGUGGGCAACGUGAAGUGGAUUCCAGAGAACAGCGAGAUAGUCUGGUCUGUUAAAUCAUUCCCGGGAGGAAAGGAGUACCUGAUGAGAGCCCACUUUGGCUUGCCGAGCGUGGAGGCUGAGGAUAAAGAAGGAAAGCCGCCCAUAAGUGUGAAAUUUGAAAUUCCCUAUUUCACAACGUCAGGAAUCCAAGUUCGUUAUCUGAAGAUCAUUGAGAAGAGUGGGUACCAGGCCUUGCCGUGGGUACGAUACAUCACCCAGAAUGGAGAUUACCAGCUCAGAACCAGCUAGAGAAAGCGUCCCUCUGUGGCCUGUGAUACUGAAGCCUCCACAGUCUUCUCUGGUUUUAAGAUCGACUGCAUUGUGUUUGUGUCCUGGACCUUUCUGUUAUCAUCACUAACAUUUCACUUAUUUGUAAACCACUGAUGGAGUGCGAUCUCCCUGUGAUUCAGACUGAAGUAAUGAAGUAACCGUUAGCAACCGCAUCAGCAUCAGUUCAACAGUGUUUUUGACAAUGUUACAUUAUAUA
Polyodon spathula (Mississippi paddlefish) is the source of this 1667-nucleotide messenger RNA. Its product is annotated as AP-1 complex subunit mu-1. Gene Ontology annotation, molecular function: clathrin-cargo adaptor activity. The record is from RefSeq and is a predicted model, not a curated record. NCBI's taxonomy places the organism in Eukaryota, Metazoa, Chordata, Actinopteri, Acipenseriformes, Polyodontidae. Bases 158 to 1429 code for a protein of 423 amino acids. Gene Ontology annotation, cellular component: clathrin-coated vesicle; clathrin adaptor complex. The transcript has 12 exons. Gene Ontology annotation, biological process: vesicle-mediated transport; intracellular protein transport.